Molecule: messenger RNA, 1042 nt
Organism: Ananas comosus (pineapple)
Lineage: Eukaryota; Viridiplantae; Streptophyta; Magnoliopsida; Poales; Bromeliaceae
Product: probable glutathione S-transferase parA
Exons: 2
Coding region: 108-761 (217 amino acids)
Biological process (GO): glutathione metabolic process
Cellular component (GO): cytoplasm
Molecular function (GO): glutathione transferase activity
Source: RefSeq, a predicted model, not a curated record
CAGCAGCCGCAGCAGGAGCAGCAGUAGAAUUAAUUAAUUAAUUAAUUAAUUAAUUUAAGAAGAGGAGGAAGAGGUGGGUAGUAGGAAGUAGGAGGAAAUAGGAGGAAAUGGGGGUGAAGCUGCUGGACGCGUGGGUGAGCCCGUUCGGGCAGCGGGUGCGGAUAGCGCUGGCGGAGAAGGGGGUGGAGUACGAGUACGUGGAGGAGAACCUGGCGGAGAAGAGCCGGCUGCUGCUCGAGUCCAACCCGGUCCACAAGAAGAUCCCCGUCCUCAUCCACGACGGCAACCCCGUCUGCGAGUCGCUCAUCAUCGUCGAAUACAUCGACGACGUCUGGGACAAGAAGCCCCACCUCCUCCCCGCCCACCCCUACCUCCGCGCCCAACCCCGCUUCUGGGCCGAUUUCGUCGACAAGAAGAUCUACGAGUGCGGGACGCGGCUGUGGAAGCUGAAGGGCGAGGAGCAGGCGGAGGCGAAGAAGGAGAUGAUCGAGAUCCUGAAGCUGCUCGCGGCGGAGCUCGGCGACAAGACGUACUUCGGCGGCGACGCCUUCGGGUUCGUGGACGUCGCCCUCGUGCCGUUCACGUCGUGGUUCUACUCGUACGAGAGGUGCGCCGGGUUCAGCGUCGAGGCGGAGUGCCCGGAGAUCGUGGCGUGGGCGAAGCGGUGCAUGGAGCGGGAGAGCGUCAAGAAGACGCUCUACGAUCCCGAGAAGGUCUACGAGUUCGUGUGCUUCCUCAAGAAGCGCUACGGCGUGGAGUAGCUAAUUAAGCAAGCUAGCUAGCCCAUGCAUGCAUGCAUGCAGAGAGUUCAUGCAACGAGGGUGGGGUCAUCUUGUUGUGUUUAGUGUACGUGUGCUGUGUUUUAGUCGAGUGUUUUGAUCAGUUAUUUGGUGCUUAUUACUUUUCAUACGUAGUCAUCGCGUGCCAGGGAUUUAGGUAACUCGGUCGUUGCCUUUUGUCCUUUUUAUAUGGUGUCGCUCUCCCAUCAAUAAAAUGUGUUAUGUAUAAAAUAAAUAGUACAGAGUUGUUGUGCUUUGAUUCA